This is a messenger RNA of Panicum virgatum (switchgrass), 900 nucleotides long. RefSeq lists its product as uncharacterized. The transcript is spliced from 2 exons. The record is from RefSeq and is a predicted model, not a curated record. NCBI's taxonomy places the organism in Eukaryota, Viridiplantae, Streptophyta, Magnoliopsida, Poales, Poaceae. The coding region runs from base 194 to 661 and encodes 155 amino acids. Gene Ontology annotation, molecular function: zinc ion binding; nucleic acid binding.
UGUGGCAGUUAUAAAGAACACAAUUGAUCCUAACAUUUUGGGUUCAAUUGGAGAGUGUGAUUCAGCUGCUGAGUACCUUGCAAAGAUAAAGAACCAGUUUACUGGUUCUUCAAAGACUUAUGCUACACAGAUCAUAGAGCAGUUGAUCACAAAGAGGUACUAUGGCAAUGCCGGUACAAUAAGAGAUCAUAUCAUGGGGAUGUGCGCUUUGAACUCCAAGCUCAAACCAAUGAACUUGGAUCUCAAGGAAGAGUUUAUGGUGCACCUGGUGUUCGCCUCUCUGCCAAAAAAGUUUGCAACAUUCGUUGUAAACUAUAACUCACAGCCAGAGAAGUGGAACAUGGAAAAGGCAAUUGCCAUGUGUGCACAAGAGGAAGAUAGACUCAAGAAACAGAAUGGUGGGUCUGUCAAUUUUGUGCAUAAUAACAAGAAAAGGCCUUUCCAUGUUGCUUCUUUCUCUAAAGCUAAAGACAAAGCCCCUAUGCCACAGAAGUAUCAGCAACAGCGUCAGCAACAGCGCACUCCAGCUCAAGAUGAGUGCUUCCACUGUUUUGACAAGGGGCAUCGCAAAGCAGAUUGUCCCGCUUAUUUAAAGAUGAUAAUGGCAAAGAAUGGGAUUCCGUUCGACAAGGACUACGCUAAGAAGCGAAAGACAAAUUAAAGUCGCGAAUGGAGUACAAGCAGAUGUGGAAGCUGUUGGCGAUGUCUCCCUCGAGCUAGUUAAUGGUUUCAUGCUUGUAUUAAAAGAUGUUUUAUUUGUUCCUUCGCUUCAAAGAAACUUGAUCAGUGUAUCACGCUUAGACACAAAUGAUUUUGGUUGUCAUUUUGCGAAUGGCAAAUGUGAACUAUGGUUUGAUAAUAAUUGUAUUGGUGAUGCUGUCCUUUACAAUGAUCUUUAUU